CGGCAAAUACAAAAGGCUCAGCUCCUUCUAAAUCAGCAGCACAAUAUUAAAUAUGAGCGUGGUACGCAAUGUGGCAAUAAUUGGUGCUGGAAUUAGUGGCCUAGCUGCUCUCAAGUGUAGCCUGGAAGCUGGACUUGAGGCUACCUGUUUUGAAAAGAGUGACAGUAUUGGAGGUCUCUGGAACUAUACGGAAUGUGCAGAAGAGGGCAGAGCCAGUAUCUACCGAUCAGUCUGCACCAAUGCUUGCAAGGAAAUGAUGUGUUACCCAGACUUUCCUAUUCCUGAUGAAUUCCCUAAUUACAUGCACAACUCCUGGUUUUUAAACUACCUGCGCCUCUACGUCAAACAUUUUGACCUUGCGAGAUACAUAAAGUUCAAGACAGCUGUUGUCAGGGUGCAGAAAUGCCCAGACUUUCAAGUAACAGGUCGAUGGGAAGUUAUUACAGAGCAUGAUGGAGAGCGAUCAUCAGACAUAUUUGAUUCUGUUCUGAUAUGUACUGGCCACCAUGUGUAUCCGAACCUUCCUCUGAAUUCGUUUUUGGGCAUUGAAAGGUUUACUGGCCGGUACAUGCAUAACAGAGAAUACAAAGAGCCCUUACAGUAUGCUGGAAAACGUGUGCUAGUAGUCGGCCUGGGCAAUACAGGAGCAGACAUAUCUGUGGAGCUAAGUCAUACAGCUCAAAAGGUCUGGCUCAGUACUAGAAGUGGUUCUUGGAUUAUGAGUCGCGUCUGGGAUAAUGGCUACCCCUGGGAUAUGGUCUACUUGACACGCUAUCAUUUCUUCCUCAAUAAAAUCCUACCUAGAGCGAUAUCUGACUAUCUGUAUGAAAGAAUGAUGAACAAAAGGUUCAGUCAUGAAAACUAUGGCUUGGUACCUGUGGACAAGGGUUUGAGGAAGGAACCUGUUUUCAAUGAUGACCUAGCUGCCUGCAUUACCUGUGGCACUGUUGUUGUGAAGCCCAACAUUAGAGAGUUUACUGAGACGUCUGCAAUUUUUGAAGAUGGUUCUAUAGCAGAAAAUGUGGAUGUUGUUAUAUUUGCCACUGGAUAUAGCUUUGCUUAUCCAUUCAUUGAUGACUCUAUCAUGAAGAACAGCAACAAUAAAGUCUCACUGUAUAAAGGAGUCUUCCCACCAAAGCUUGAAAAGCCAACUCUGGCUGUUAUUGGAUUGCUCCAGUCCUUAGGCAGUAUCCCAUCAACUUCUGAUGUCCAGGCUCGCUGGGCUCUCAGAGUACUUAAAGGAAUAUGUAAGUUGCCACCCAAGGAGAGUAUGUUGCAGGAACUUAAUGAAGAAGAAACAGAGAAGAAGAGCUGGUUUGGUCAGAGUGAGACUUUGUCCACAGAUUAUAUCACCUACAUGGACGAACUGAGUUCUUCUAUUGGCUGCAAAGCUAAUCUUCCUCUCCUCUGUGUAACUGACCCUAGGCUGGCCUGGGAAAUGUUCUUUGGUCCUUGUAGCCCUUACCAAUUUCGACUGACUGGCCCAGGCAAAUGGGAAGGGGCAAGAAAUUCAAUUCUAAAUCAGUGGAAUCGCAUAAUUCAAGCUAUGAAAAAGCGAGAAGUUUCAUCUCAUACAGGGUUAUCCUCAUUUACUGCUUUGUUUAAGCUGCUUUUUAUACCUUUACUUCUUUUUGCUGUUUUCCUGGCCUGGUACUAGAUAUUUUAUCAUAAGUUCUUACCAGACCGUGCUUAAUGUUACCUUUACCCUAUACAUUUGUACCAGUGCCAAAGCAAUGUUGUGAUAUCUACAAAAUUAAGUGAAAUGUAUAAACUCUAAAAUCAGUAACCCUUGCUUGGACCUUUCAGUAUUAUCCUGUACAUGACUCCUAAAAUGUAAUUAUUCCACUUUGUUCUGUAAAUUCUAUUUUUAGAAAAAUCACUCUGUUAAAAAGCAUUGCUGUUAUAAUUAAAAGGGCAAGAUAAAAUCAAUUGAAUCUUUA
Molecule: messenger RNA, 1940 nt
Organism: Xenopus tropicalis (tropical clawed frog)
Lineage: Eukaryota; Metazoa; Chordata; Amphibia; Anura; Pipidae
Gene: fmo3
Product: flavin containing dimethylaniline monoxygenase 3
Cellular component (GO): endoplasmic reticulum membrane
Molecular function (GO): flavin adenine dinucleotide binding; trimethylamine monooxygenase activity; N,N-dimethylaniline monooxygenase activity
Source: RefSeq, marked provisional